This is a messenger RNA of Panicum virgatum (switchgrass), 3756 nucleotides long. Its product is annotated as squamosa promoter-binding-like protein 6. Gene Ontology annotation, molecular function: DNA binding; protein binding. The record is from RefSeq and is a predicted model, not a curated record. The coding region runs from base 508 to 3483 and encodes 991 amino acids. The transcript has 10 exons. Gene Ontology annotation, cellular component: nucleus. Lineage: Eukaryota; Viridiplantae; Streptophyta; Magnoliopsida; Poales; Poaceae.
AUCAUCUCCCCACUCACACAUGCCAUCCCAUUUCUGCCUUUCUGCUCUUUCCCCUCCACCCCUGCUCCCCACCUCGACUCCAUUCCUGCCUUCCCACCAAACUCCCCCAACCCAAUUCCCCAGUCUCCCGCCGGAUUCGCCCAGUUCGUUAACUCUGGAGCUCGAUUCGACACCGAAGCUGCGGCCUGGGCCGCCAAUUUUCUCGGUUUGGUGUCUUGCUGAUUCGCGUCAGUAUUUUUUCACUGGAAUAUUUCGGUGAUUCGCGCCGUAUGAGCUCGGAUUGGCGGUGGUGUUUCUGAUUCUUGCUUGCCGGAGCUGGAGGCGCAAGGGUAUGUGGGUUUCUCUGGUGUGGAUCCGGGGCUGCGUGGGCGUCACGUUCGUCGAUUUCCAGAGCGGGAGAGGAGCCGACUAGAUCUCUCGGCUCCUGAGGUUGCUGCUCUCCUUCAAAGAGUCCGAUCGGCUAGCUGCGAUCGGAGGUUCAUCUAGGGUUUUGGCAGGUGAGAGGACAUGGAGGCCGCCAGGCUCGGCGCGCAGAGCAGCCACUUGUACGGCAGCGGGCCGGGUGAGCUUGACCUGAACAGGCGUGAGAACAGGGUGUUUGGCUGGGACCUCAACGACUGGAACUGGGACAGUGAGCGCUUUGUUGCCAUGCCGGUGCCAACUGCUGUGGCGAAUGGCUCAGGUUUGAACAGCUCGCCAUCAUCGUCAGAGGAAGCCGAGGCAGAGGUGGCUAGGAAUGGUGGCCAUAGAGGCGACGCUGAUAAGAGGAAAAGGGUGGUGGUAAUUGAUGACGAUGAUAGGGAGGAUCAGGACAUGAUUGUGAACGGUGGCGGGUCGCUCAGCUUGAGAAUUGGGGGUAGUGCUGUUGGUGUCGGAGCGAUGGAGAGCAGUGAUCUAAACGAGGAUGAGAGAAAUGGAAAGAAGAUCCGGGUGCAAGGGGGCAGCUCAAAUCGGCCGGCAUGCCAGGUUCAGGGCUGUGGGGCUGAUCUGACUGCAGCUAAAGACUACCACCGUCGGCACAAGGUCUGCGAGAUGCAUGCUAAGGCUAGCACCGCUGUUGUUGGAAACACCGUCCAGAGGUUCUGCCAGCAAUGUAGUAGAUUUCACCUUCUUCAAGAAUUUGAUGAAGGUAAGCGAAGUUGCCGGCGGCGUUUAGCAGGCCACAAUAGACGGAGGAGGAAAACCCGCCCUGAUAGCGCAAUUGGUGGGACUGCUUCAAUUGAAGACAAAGUCAGCAAUUAUCUAUUGUUAAGUCUUAUUGGGAUUUGUGCUAAUCUGAACUCUGAUAGUGUUCAGCAUUCAAACAGCCAGGAGCUGCUAUCUACUCUUUUAAAGAACCUAGGGUCUGUUGCCAAAUCACUGGAGCCAAAAGAACUCUGUAAACUCCUGGAGGCAUAUCAAAGCCUGCAAAAUGGAUCAAAUGCUGGAACCUCUGGAACAGCUAAUGGUGCAGAAGAGGCUGCAGGGCCAUCUAACUCUAAGUUGCCUUUCGCGAAUGGUAGUCAUCGUGGACAAGCAUCAUCAUCUGUUGUGCCAGUACAAUCGAAGGCUACCGUGGUGGUAACUCCAGAGCCUGCAUCAUGCAAGCUCAAGGAUUUUGAUCUGAAUGACACUUGCAACGAUAUGGAAGGCUUUGAGGAUGGGCAAGAAGGUUCACCUACACCUGCUUUUAAGGCAGCUGAUUCUCCGAAUUGUGCAUCAUGGAUGCAGCAAGAUUCUACUCAAAGUCCACCACAAACUAGUGGCAAUUCAGAUUCAACAUCAACACAAUCAUUGUCAAGCUCAAAUGGAGAUGCUCAGUGCCGGACUGAUAAGAUUGUCUUCAAGCUUUUCAACAAAGUUCCCAGUGAUUUACCUCCAGUUUUGCGGUCACAGGUGAAUUAUGCAUUCUCUCAGCAUGGGGCAAGAAAAUAUAUCCUGAACCUAACACUUAAAACCCUAAAUUUUCAGAUUCUUGGUUGGUUGUCAAGUAGUCCUACCGAUAUAGAGAGCUAUAUUAGACCUGGCUGUAUAAUUCUAACAGUAUAUCUUCGGCUAGUUGAGUCUGCAUGGAGAGAGCUUUCUGAUAAUAUGAGCCUGCACCUGGACAAGCUUUUGAAUAGCUCCACUGACGACUUUUGGGCAUCCGGCUUGGUGUUUGUGAUGGUUCGACGACAGUUAGCUUUUAUGCACAAUGGUCAAAUUUUGUUGGACAGACCACUGGCACCCAGUUCUCACCAAUACUGCAAGAUUUUACGUGUCAGACCAGUUGCUGCACCUUAUUCUGCAACAAUAAAUUUCAGAGUAGAAGGUUUUAACCUACUCAGUACUUCCUCAAGGGUAAUUUGUUCAUACGAAGGACAUUGUAUAUUCCAGGAAGACACAGAUACUGUAGUGGAUGAUGCUGAGGACAUCGAAUGCCUCAGUUUUUGUUGUUCCAUCCCUGGUACAAGGGGAAGAGGAUUUAUAGAGGUCGAAGAUAGUGGAUUUAGCAAUGGCUUCUUCCCCUUUAUAAUUGCUGAGAAGGAUGUAUGCUCUGAGGUUUCUGAGCUGGAGAGCAUAUUUGAGUUCUCCAGUAACGAACAUGCAGUUGUUGAUGAUAAUGCCAGGGACCAAGCCUUGGAGUUUCUAAAUGAGUUGGGUUGGCUUCUUCAUAGAGCGAACAGAAUGUCUAGACAGGAUGAAACGGAUACACCUCUAGCUUCUUUUAACAUGUGGAGAUUCAGGAAACUUGGUAUAUUUGCCAUGGAGCGGGAGUGGUGUGCUGUGGUCGAAAUGCUGUUAGAUUCCUUAUUUAUUGGCCUUGUUGAUGUGGGAUCCCAAUCUCCAGAAGAGAUGGUGCUUUCAGAAAAUUUGUUGCACGCUGCUGUCCGAAGGAAGUCUGUCAAAAUGGUUAGGUUUCUGCUGAGAUACAAACCGAAUAAAAACUCCAAGGGAACUGCACAGACAUACCUAUUCAGACCUGAUGCUCUGGGCCCGUUAACAAUUACCCCCCUUCAUAUAGCAGCUGCCACUAGUGAUGCUGAGGAUGUGUUGGAUGCGCUGACAGAUGAUCCUGGACUGGUUGGAAUUAGUGCGUGGAGUAAUGCACGGGAUGAAACAGGCUUUACCCCAGAAGACUACGCUCGGCAGAGAGGCAAUGAUGCUUACCUGAAUCUUGUCCACAAGAAGAUUGAUAAGCAUCUUGGCAAAGGCCAUGUUGUCCUCGGUGUUCCAAGCAGUAUGUGCUCUGUGAUACCUGAUGGUGCUAAGCCUGGUGAUGUUAGCCUUGAGAUCUGCAGGCCAAUGUCUGCAUCAGUGCCACGUUGCCUCCUCUGCACCCAACAAGCGCGGCGGGUGUAUCCAAAUUCUGGGGCAAGGACCUUCCUUUACCGGCCAGCAAUGCUGACGGUGAUGGGAGUGGCCGUGGUUUGUGUCUGUGUGGGCAUACUUCUUCACACCUUUCCCAGGGUUUAUGCUGCGCCCACAUUCAGAUGGGAGCUGUUGGAGCGUGGACCGAUGUAAGAAGUUUUAGGAUGAAAUAAGCCUAGCUGCUGUUUGUAAGUUGAGAGCUUUAGUGUGGUGGCUAAGAUCAAAGGAACAUAACUACCAUGUGAAGAAGUUCCUUUGUAUGUAUAGCAGUAUCCUGUUGCUGCUGUAAGCUUACACAUCGUCAAUAUCAACUAUAUUUACAACCUAACAUGCUUCCAUUCCAUUACUCCAUUUUUUGUAUUGUAGAACUCAUUCUUUGCGGAGUUUUUGUGAACCAUCAGAAUAAAACGUGUUCUUGUUUGUAUA